UAUAGAUGAAGUAUAUACUAAUCCAUUAACCCGACAGUUAGUUGAACACAUUUCCAAAAAUAUGAACAUUAAGUUCAAAUAGUAUGAGCAUAUGUUUCAAAAAUAAUGAGCAAUUACUGCAAAAUUACGAACAUAGAAACCAUAUAUUCAUAUAGUAUGAACAUGUACAUGUUCGGAAUUUGAAAACUAAUAGUUUAGUUGGAAUAACAAUGCGCAUCGUAAUCUCAGGUGCAUGAUAUAAUAAUUGUGUAAUACGGAGUAACUACCAAAACCCACCCAUCCAAUUAAGUUAUAAGCUCAUUUAUACUUCGUAUAAAAGUACCAAAUUGUCAUGAACUGUAUCGAUGAUUGACAGUAAAAUGCAUAAACAUAAUAAAUAAAUCUGCUGGCUACUUUUAUUAGUUGUUAACUUAUUACUUUGUAUUAACUAUUAAGCCUUUGAUGCAUAUUUUUGAUGCAUUGUUGUGCAACCCCUUAUGAAGAUCACCUCCUCUUGAAGUCUUGAUUAUCUAUACAAUAAGUACUCCCUCCGUUUCAUAAAAAUAUUCGAGUAAUAAAUAGUGCUAUUCCAUGAUGAUUCAGUGUUAUAAUACUUUGAUUAGUUUGUAGCUUUUAUCUCCAUUAUGACCAAGUUAUGCACUUCAAACCAAAUCUUUCACCAUUCUCUUUCAAUUUACUACAAAAACCCAUCUCUCUGUUUUUCUACUGCACACAAAAACUCAUCUCAGAAAACCCAAAACCUUUCAUACUCAAACAAUGCAUUGCACUUUUGCAAUCAUCUACUUCUUCCAAUCACAAACUCAAACAAAUUCAUGCUUUUUCUAUCAAACAUGGUGUCCCAUUAAACAACCCUCUACUUGCCAAACACCUAAUCUUCUUCUCUGUUUCUCUUUCCAAAUCCAUGAAUUAUGCCCAGAAAAUCUUCUCCCAAAUUCAAACCCCUAAUAUUUUCACCUGGAAUACCAUGAUUAGAGGCUAUGCUUUCAGUGAAAACCCUAGACCAGCCAUUGAUUUGUAUACCCAGAUGAGAGCAGUUCAUCUUGUUGAGCCAGAUACACAUAUUUACCCUUUUCUAUUGAAGGCAAUUUCUAAGUUACUGGAUGUAAAGUUGGGGGAAAAGGUGCAUUGUGUUGUAAUUAAAACUGGGUUUGAAUCUUUGGUUUAUGUGCAAAAUGGGUUGGUGCAUUUGUAUGCUACUUGUGAAUACCCUGAUAGUGCAUACAAGGUGUUUGAUAAAAUGUCUGUUAGAAAUCUUGUGACUUGGAAUUCUGUGAUUAAUGGGUUUGCUUUGAAUGGGAAGCCUCAUGAAGUUCUGGAUUUCUUUAGGAAGAUGAGCUUGAAGGGUAUUGAGCCUGAUGGAUUUACAAUGGUGAGCUUGUUAUGUGCUUGCGCCGAGCUCGGUGCAUUGGCAUUAGGUAGGAGAGUACAUGUUUACAUGUUUAAGGUUGGCUUGAAUGAGAAUUUGCACGCAGUAAACGCGCUUUUGGAUUUUUAUGCAAAAUGUGGAAGAAUUAGGGAAGCCGAAAUGGUUUUCGAUGAGAUGAGAGAAAGAAGUGUGGUAUCUUGGACAUCUUUGAUUGUUGGGUUAGCUGUGAAUGGGUUUGGAAGUGAAGCAAUUCGGCUUUUUGAGGAGAUGGAAGUGCAAGAACUGGCACCAACUGAUAUCACCUUAGUUGGAGUCUUGUAUGCUUGUAGUCACUGUGGAAUGGUGGAUAAAGGAUUUGAUUAUUUCAAUCAGAUGAAAGAUAGGUAUGGAAGUACGGCGAGGAUUGAGCAUUAUGGUUGUAUGGUUGAUCUACUUGGUAGAGCAGGAAAGGUGAAAGAAGCAUAUGAAUUCAUUAAAGACAUGCCAAUGCAAUCAAAUGCUGUUAUUUGGAGGACAUUAUUAGGUGCAUGCUCACUGCAUGGGCAUCUAGCUCUUGCACAAACUGCAAGGUCCAAACUUUUAGAUUUAGACCCUAAGCAUUGUGGCGAUUAUGUGCUUCUUUCGAAUCUCUAUGCAUCCGAGCAUCGUUGGACUGAUGUCCAGCAACUGAGGGCCAAAAUGGUAGAGGAAGGAGUUAGGAAAACACCGGGAUUCAGCCUUGUCGAGUUGAGGAAUCGUGUUCAUGAGUUUGUUAUGGGAGAUCGAUCUCAUCCUCAGGACAAAGAGAUAUACGCGAUGUUAAGAGAGAUCACAAAGGUUCUAAGAUUGGAGGGCUAUGUGCCUCACACAGUGAAUGUGCUAGCUGACAUUGAGGAGGAAGAAAAAGAGACUGCCUUGACAUAUCACAGUGAAAAGAUUGCUAUUGCUUUUAUGCUCAUUAAUUCUCUGCCUGGAACUCCAAUAACAGUAAUCAAGAACCUAAGGGUGUGUGCUGAUUGCCAUCUUGCUAUCAAGCUCAUAUCCAAGAUUUUCGAUCGUGAAAUCGUUGUUAGGGAUCGAAGUAGAUUCCAUCAUUUCAAACAUGGAUCUUGUUCUUGUAGAGAUUAUUGGUGAUCAUUUGUUAGACAUGAAAUUAUUUCGGUACUUUUUUUUUUGGCCCUUUAGAUAUGUCAAAUGUCAAUAUUCAAUGUGGAAUUAUUCAUUUGUAAACUUAGAUCAAAUAGGUUAACUGGUUAAGGUCAUCUAUUGACAAUUCUUGUGACAAAGUUAUAAAUUUUGUUAUAUCUGCCAUAUAGAGAUGGUAAAGUUUGAGAUUUUUUUUAAUUAUUAUUUUCAAACUUUCAAAAUUUUAAUACCAAAACUAUGAUUUGACAAAAACUUUCAAUUUUCAUAAAUUAGUCUUAGAUAAGGCCAUCUAAGGUCUAUCUUUAAAUAGUCGCGAGAGAAUGAGGGAUGAAUAAUCCCCCAUCUGUCCUCGGUGUGACCUAGAUUCAAUUCUCGCCCCACCCCUUCCACGUUAGGAGGGGCACCUCUCGUAUGUUACCGUAUACGGAGUAAAAAAAAAACCUUUACAUAAUUGCGAGACAUUAAAAAGAUACUUUUUU
This is a messenger RNA of Chenopodium quinoa (quinoa), 2970 nucleotides long. Its product is annotated as pentatricopeptide repeat-containing protein At4g21065-like. Gene Ontology annotation, biological process: RNA modification. The transcript has a single exon. Bases 635 to 2479 code for a protein of 614 amino acids. The record is from RefSeq and is a predicted model, not a curated record. Lineage: Eukaryota; Viridiplantae; Streptophyta; Magnoliopsida; Caryophyllales; Amaranthaceae. Gene Ontology annotation, molecular function: zinc ion binding; RNA binding; protein binding.